UUCCUGCGCCCUCUCACCCAAAGACUCGCUCGCUCUCUCUCUCUUUCCCUCUCUUUCUCUCCCUCGCUCUCUCUGGCAUUCUUCUUCUCUUGCAGAGCUCCUCCAAUCUAUUCUCCUAUCAUGGCGGCGCAAAAUAAAGGUAGGCCGUUGCCAAAGUUCGGCGAGUGGGAUGUAAACAAUCCAGCCUCGGCCGACGGUUUCACGGUCAUAUUUUCCAAGGCUAGAGAUGAGAAGAAAACCACGGGAACUGCCGCCCAUGCCGCACCGCUAUCACAGAGGAACGAUAUUUCGGCCAGACAAGACCAAAAUUUUCAGCAACCCCCACCGGAGAAGAAGUGGUUUUGUUGUUUCUGAGACAAUGCUCGUCACUUCCGAGACGCUGCGGCGGCGGGGGGGUUUGGGGUUUGUCUGAAAGGCAGGGAAAGCAAGAUUACAUGUGAUCUGUAGGGAAGAGGCGUCAAGCAUGAAAAAAAAGGGCCAACACUUCGCUUAAUAUCUAGCUGAUUGGAACCUCUCGUUGGGUCUCAGAUGCUUAUUUGUCAAUUCUACAUGUUCUAAUACAAAUUCUGGCCCAUAUUCUGCCAUUUGAUGUGUUAUAGCCAAUAAGCUUUGUACCAAAUCCAACUGACUUGUGUGCUUUUCAAAAGAAGAGCUUCCUUUGCAAGAUUUUAUUCAGAGAAAAUGGAUCCAAACGA
Molecule: messenger RNA, 695 nt
Organism: Diospyros lotus (date-plum)
Lineage: Eukaryota; Viridiplantae; Streptophyta; Magnoliopsida; Ericales; Ebenaceae
Product: protein NOI4
Exons: 3
Coding region: 121-354 (77 amino acids)
Source: RefSeq, a predicted model, not a curated record